ACACCUGUAGCCAUGGGGAUUCCCCAGAAAACCACCAGGACCAAGACGAGAAGACGUCUUAGGGACCUUGACCAAAUUGCAGAAGACCUCAAGUCACCCAAGCAUCUCCAAGAGCAUAAGGGUAUGAAAGCUGCCGAAGAUCUCCCUGGUCUCGGACAAUUCUACUGUAUCGAAUGCGCAAAAUGGUUUGAGAGCGAGCACAGCAUGGUCACCCACCGAAAAGGAAGCACACAUAAGCGAAGAGUGAAAGCGUUAAAAGAAGAGCCAUAUACACAAAAGGAAGCAGAAGCAGCUAUUGGUCAACGGAGUCCGGACAAUGGACCUCGACUGGCCGCGAAAGAAAACACUCGGGAUAUGGAGGUAGAGAUGGAGAAUUCGGGGCUGUUGGAGGAAGAUGCUUCGGCGACUUGA
Molecule: messenger RNA, 411 nt
Organism: Lachnellula hyalina
Lineage: Eukaryota; Fungi; Ascomycota; Leotiomycetes; Helotiales; Lachnaceae
Gene: bud20
Product: Zinc finger protein
Exons: 3
Molecular function (GO): zinc ion binding; nucleic acid binding
Source: RefSeq, a predicted model, not a curated record